Messenger RNA from Naegleria lovaniensis, 1731 nucleotides. RefSeq lists its product as uncharacterized. The transcript has a single exon. The coding region runs from base 1 to 1731 and encodes 576 amino acids. NCBI's taxonomy places the organism in Eukaryota, Heterolobosea, Eutetramitea, Acrasida, Naegleriidae. Gene Ontology annotation, cellular component: cytoplasm. Gene Ontology annotation, molecular function: guanyl-nucleotide exchange factor activity. The record is from RefSeq and is a predicted model, not a curated record.
AUGCAAACGGGUCUGCUCUUUUCCAAUGCUUCCACCAUCUGCGUUUCAGAAGAGAAAUACUACAAUGAACUUGAGAACAGGUCCGAAUUGAAUUCAAACAACCGCGAUCAUUCUCAACAUGAAGAAUAUUUAACGAUCUGCAAGGUACCUCCCAUCGGAAAUGAUCAUUCCAAUGACGUAAUUUCAUCAUGGCGUUCCCAAAACACCAAAGAGAUCAUUCCGAAGAGAAACGCUUCAGCCAUCCUCCCACAUGAAGAUGAUCCGUUCGCUGCAGAUCUGUUGGCAGAGGUUGAGGAGGAGAGUGGUGUUUUUUUCGAUGCUAUUUCCAAACAAUUUAAAAAGAAGAAGACCACGAAAAAGAAUGCCUCCACAAGUUCCAAUAAGAAGCAGCUAGCUGUUGUCAUGGAGAUGAAUGGUCUGGGGAUGCGUUUGGAGAACUCGGCAAGUGGUGCUGCUCCCGUCUCGAUUAAGCACGUAGCUUUGGGAUAUAAUCAUAUUGUUCUCAUGACGGAUGGUAAUACAGAAAUUCCAAAUAAUUCAUUAGAUUUUCAUCCUCCAAUGAUGAAGAAGGACCAACGUCCAUCAUCUCCAUUUUCUUUUAGGCUUUUUGGCCUCGGAAGCAAUGUGGACGGCCAACUUUCAUUUGAGAAAAUCAAUCAAAGUAUUUACCCUGGAAAAGAAAUGGAAUCAGUCUAUAAGGCUUUCCAACAAGAUCAUGAUGAGGAGGUGAAGAAAGAAAAAAAGAAUUGCACAAAAUCUUCCACUCGCCCUAGUUAUCUUUCAACUCUGAACAUUUCGGAUAUUGGAUGCACUCAUUCAUUUACCUUAUUUCUAACUUCAGAAGGAAAAGUAUUUUCAGCUGGAAAGGAUCAAAUGGAUAACAGAAGACAAAACUAUGAAGUAUUGAGAUUAAGCGGCACAGAACAUGUUCGAGUUGAAAAGAUGUCGUGCUCUCAUUAUCACGUUCUAUUCCUUGGUACUUGUAUCCACUCUGGAAAACGAGUAGUCAUGGGAUUUGGAAGUUCAAAAGCACAUCAAUUAGCACAAUCUGGAGAAUAUUUGAGAACUGCAUCGGAAAUUCAUGUUCUAAGCUCCACUACCGAUGAAGUGGUAGACGUUCGAGCUGGUACCCAGUUUUCCUUUUUUCUCACCAAGAAAGGGUUUUUAUAUUCGUGUGGCAAAAAUUCCCAUCAACAACAAGGAAAACCAAAAUCAUAUGUAUAUAUUAUGGAUAUUAUGAAAAUUACGACGAAGGAAUUUAAUUACAAUGCUUUCAAGAUUAGCUCGAUAUGUUGUGGCACCAAUUUUUCUUGCAUUGUCACACAAAAUGGAAAGGCCUUUACCACCAUCAAGCCGGCACAUACAUCAGUUGGAGAAAAUAAGGAGCACGGGUUCUUUGAGGUAGAAUAUUUCACAACGAAUAACAUUCACAUUAAGAAGGCCUUUGCCACAAUGAUGGGCCUAAUUUUCCAAACCUCCAAUGACACCUUGUUCUUUGCCGAGGUGAAAGAAGUUGUCAACAAUUCGUCAUCAUUUGUAAAGGCAUUGUCUAUGGGACGGCCAAAGCUGAUAUUAUUCGACAAGUACAACGUUUCCAAAAAGAAGAUAUUUUGCUCCCCUGAUUCCGAUAAUUUCUUAAUUAUGAAUCUCAGGUCCACCCAUAUGGAAGACUUUGUUUCAAACCUCAAAUCUUCGACGUCCUUCUUUUCAGAUUUGUCCUUCUCAUGGUGA